Molecule: messenger RNA, 2257 nt
Organism: Orcinus orca (killer whale)
Lineage: Eukaryota; Metazoa; Chordata; Mammalia; Artiodactyla; Delphinidae
Gene: CDK10
Product: cyclin dependent kinase 10
Exons: 12
Coding region: 586-1539 (317 amino acids)
Biological process (GO): regulation of mitotic cell cycle; protein phosphorylation
Cellular component (GO): nucleus
Molecular function (GO): ATP binding; cyclin-dependent protein serine/threonine kinase activity
Source: RefSeq, a predicted model, not a curated record
GUGUCCUCGCCGGCGGCAGGGCGGAGCCGAAACGCACUGGGGCCCUCAGUGUCGCGCUAAAGCGCCAGGUUUCCGGCGAGAGCGGGAACGACAGUCCCAGAGCUCCUCGCGACAGGCGCGGAAGCUGGCGGCGGCCGCCCGGGACUCCGGUCCCGGCCGGUCCGCAGACCCCGGGGCGUGUGACGCCCGCGCGAGGGAAGGGCCGGCUCUCUGGCCUCCGGCCGCCUAGGCCAGAGCGCGCUGCAGCGCGGGCGUUUCUUAGCUUUGUGCCGGGGACGGGCGCCUUGUGUCUGGAGACAGUAGCCAUGGGAAGAGUUGGAGGCGUGUCUCCCACCGGGCUGUGGGUGCACCGUGCGCGGGGCCCCACCUGUGACCCGGCAGCUUCGUUUGUGCCUUGCUCCGUGUGGGGCCUCUGCGUGUGUAACUGUCACUUAGUCUUUUCGGGGACCCUUUGUAGAGCUGGGACGGUGCCGGAGCGUGAAGGAGUUUGAGAAGCUGAACCGCAUUGGGGAAGGCACCUACGGCAUUGUGUACAGGGCCCGGGAUACCCAAACGGAUGAGAUUGUUGCCCUGAAGAAAGUGCGGAUGGACAAGGAGAAGGAUGGGGUCCCCAUCAGCAGCCUUCGAGAGAUCACGCUUCUCCUUCGCCUCCGCCAUCCGAACAUCGUGGAGCUGAAGGAGGUGGUUGUGGGGAACCACCUGGAGAGCAUCUUCCUGGUGAUGGGUUACUGUGAGCAGGACCUGGCCAGCCUUCUGGAGAACAUGCCGACACCCUUCUCUGAGGCGCAGGUCAAGUGCAUCGUGCUGCAGGUGCUCCGGGGCCUCCAGUACUUGCACCGGAACUUCAUCAUCCACAGGGAUCUGAAGGUCUCCAACUUGCUCAUGACGGAUAAGGGCUGCGUGAAGACAGCGGAUUUCGGCCUGGCCCGGGCCUAUGGCAUCCCGCUGAAGCCAAUGACCCCCAAGGUGGUCACCCUCUGGUACCGAGCCCCUGAACUGCUGCUGGGGACCACCACGCAGACCACCAGCAUCGACAUGUGGGCCGUGGGCUGCAUCCUGGCCGAGCUGCUGGCCCAUAAGCCCCUUCUGCCCGGCGCUUCCGAGAUCCACCAGGUGGACCUGAUCGUACAGCUGCUGGGGACACCCAGUGAGAACAUCUGGCCGGGCUUCUCCCAGCUGCCACUGGUGAGCCAGUACAGUCUGAGGAAGCAGCCCUACAACAACCUGAAGCACAAGUUCCCGUGGCUCUCGGAGGCCGGCCUGCGCCUGCUGAACCUUCUCUUCAUGUACGACCCCAAGAAAAGGGCGACGGCCGGCGACUGCCUGGAGAGCUCCUACUUCAAGGAGAAGCCCCUGCGUGAGUCUCCCCCACCCCCUGGCCGGCGCUUGGCUGGGGGUCCCUGUCCGGGUCGGGGCUGCUGUUGGGCAGGUGGGCAGUGGGGCCCGAGCAGGCACGGGCUGCUCGUGCCGCAGGAACCGUGUGCAGGGCCAGGAGGGGAGCAGAGGGAGGCGUGGGGGGCCCUCCCCACCCGGCGCUGAGCAGCCCCCUCCCUGCAGCCUGCGAGCCGGAGCUCAUGCCCACUUUCCCCCACCACCGCAACAAGCGUGCUGCCCCGGCCACAUCCUCAGGCGCUGAGAGCCAGAGCCGGCGCUGCAAGCCCUGAGGGCGGGGGCCCCUGCGGCCCGGCCUGUCCCUCGGCCAGGACCGACCAGCUGCUCCAGCUGACUGCACCGCUUCCUGCACCUCUGCUCACCGCUGCCCCAGAAUGGCAGCGUGUGGACAUGGGGGAUGCAGGUGGGUGCGUCCUGCAGGCCCAGACACCCUGCCGGGCGCCACCUGGUGGCUCUGUCAUCUCAUGGCUCUGCCAUCUGGUGGCUGGGCUGGGUCCACCUGUUGCCAAGCCCUCAGACCCUCACUUCCCAGGAGGAAAUUUGGCUGGGCCCAUCUCAGGAGGUGUCUCUGGCUUGGGACGAGCAGACCCCACGUGGUCACUUUUGUCCCCACUUGAUCCCCAGGGUCGGCCUAGGAAGGGAGAGGCUACAGUGACCCCCCCGCUGGGGCUGCAGGACUCAGAGUGGGAAGGAGGGGUGGGGUGUGGGGUGCCGCCAGCUUGGUGGACUAGAGUCUGGGCAGCUCUGAGCCCACCAGAGGGACAGCCCCUGGAUUGGGGGCUGUGCCCUGUGCCCACUCCCCACUGAGGCUCCUGGGGAGGGACAUGGUUGGGCCUCGGAGAGAUAAACGCUUUCCUCACAGACA